AUGGGGUCGUGGACGCGAAUGGCCGUGCUCUUGGUGGCUGUGCUCGCCACAGCGACACUUUCCACAGCUCUCAUCAAUGAACUUGAACCCGGAAAAGAUUGGCCUACACGCGGUUCAGUAAAACAACCAUACAAUCAAACGGAAGCUUUAACAGUCCCAACAGAAGCGUAUACGUCCACUACCGAACUUGUAGAAGAAACUCCACCCAAUGUUAAGGAUGAAUUAGAAGAAGAGAUUACUAUUCUCGCCAGAGCCGCUGAAGCGGGAAACGUUAAAGUAGACUACUCUGGCGCUCAGCUAUGGAAGGUUUCAACAGAGAAAAACGGAGUUCGUGUGAUUCUAGGAAGACUGAAACGCAGAAACCUUAUAUCUACGUGGGCUGGAAAUCAGAGUUACGUGGAUGUACUGAUCAAGCCGAAUGCUAUGGCGAACGUCACAAGAGUGUUCGCUCGAGAAAACAUUUCAUACGAUAUCAUCAUUGAUGAUCUACAAAAAAGGAUUAAUGAAGAAAACCCACCGUUGGAUGAAAAUGAGAUAGAACUUCAGGAUAGGCGAGGUCAUCGUAUGACGUGGAAACAAUAUCACAGAUUGGAAGACAUUCAUGGAUUUUUAGAUUAUCUAGCAAAAACAUAUCCAAAAAUUGUAAGCGUCAAUACUAUUGGAAAGUCUUACGAAGGAAAAGAUCUUAAGAUUCUACGUAUAUCCGAUGGUAAUCCAAAUAACAAAGCUGUUUUUAUUGAUGGAGGUAUUCACGCUCGAGAAUGGAUCAGUCCAGCAACAGUCACUUAUUUCAUAAACCAAAUUGCUGAAAACUUCGACGAAGAAUCUGAUGACAUGAAGCAGAUCGACUGGUAUUUCCUACCCGUAGUCAAUCCUGAUGGCUAUGAAUACACACAUUUAGUGGAUCGUUUAUGGCGUAAGAAUAGAAAACCUUCUUUUACCGGAAGACAAUGCUUUGGUACGGAUCUCAACAGGAACUUUGGAUACCGAUGGGGUGGUAAAGGAGCGUCGAACAACCCCUGCAGUGAAAUCUUUCGCGGUUCUAGAUCUUUCUCAGAGCCCGAAUCCCGCGCUGUGUCGGAAUUCAUCAAGACGAGCGUAGCUAACUUUUCAGCAUACCUAACAUACCACAGCUACGGGCAAUACCUGCUGUAUCCAUGGGGCUACGAUAACGCAGUACCUCCAGACCAUAAGGAUUUGGACGUUGUUGGCAAAAGUAUAGCAGAAGCCAUUGAGAGAGCAGGUGGAUCAAAAUACUCAGUUGGUUCAUCCAGUGGACUUUUAUACCCAGCUUCGGGUGGCUCAGAUGACUGGGUGAAAGCUCAGGGGGUCAAAUACACAUUUACAAUUGAACUGAGUGACACUGGACGUUAUGGAUUCAUAUUGCCAACCACUAAAAUUGAACCUGUAGCUAGAGAAUCACUGGCGGGACUGCGAGUGCUUGCCAGUUACGUAAGCAAGCUCUAAGCUUUAGAUGUAGAUACUUAUAUAAGCUAUUUAUGAUGCCUAUUUUG
Pararge aegeria (speckled wood butterfly) is the source of this 1514-nucleotide messenger RNA. It is a transcript of the gene Mf-cpa, whose product is annotated as carboxypeptidase B-like. The record is from RefSeq and is a predicted model, not a curated record. Gene Ontology annotation, molecular function: metallocarboxypeptidase activity; zinc ion binding. The transcript has 9 exons. NCBI's taxonomy places the organism in Eukaryota, Metazoa, Arthropoda, Insecta, Lepidoptera, Nymphalidae. Bases 1 to 1467 code for a protein of 488 amino acids. Gene Ontology annotation, biological process: proteolysis.